CAAUGCAAGACAGCAUGCCUUCUGCUCGUGGUGUAUUAUUCUCUAUUGUUAUUAUUGGAGUGCUAUUCUCUCAGUUUCAAAUAGUUCAGUCUAUCCCCUUUAGGCCCACGAACUGCACUGAGUUUAAAAAGCUUGAAGGAGGGAACAAAGCAGCUGAUAAUUACACAUCAGCAUUGUAUGACUUCAAAUCAAUUUUAAAGAGCAGUAAGAAAAAGACAGAUGAAGCCUCUGAAUCUCUAAGCAGUCUUCAUAAAUUUGUGGCAGUUGCUGGUCUAUACAGGCAGAUCUUACAUGAUGCUAAAGAUAAGCCUCAGUUUGCCAACUACACUGGGUUUAAUAACCUCAGGAUAAUACAUUUCUUUGAGGCAAUGAUUACAUAUCUACUAAAAGACAUAUGUACUUGGAUAACUUCUUACAACACUACGAUGAAGAACCGUCUUGCUAUAAAUUGUUCCCAUCCUUCAGAGCUUAUGCUACUCGGUCAGCAUUCAAUGGUUAGUCCUCUCAUUCCAUACACAAUCAAUACAUGGGAGCCUCAGUUUGACUGUUCCAAGAGUAGCAGUAACUGGAUUGACCUGUUCAUAAGGCCACAAUACCAGUCUGAAGUGGAUUUCCUCCAGCGAAUGGAGAAGAAAUGAAUUUGAUUACUGGCAUGCAUAUAAUGUAUUACUUGAUUGCGUUUAUAACUUUCCAGCUAAUUUGUAAGCUGAUCUUUGAUAUCUUGUUACAAUAUUAUGUUAAAGAAGUCAGAGUUUUUUGCUUAUUAUUAUCAUUUUUUGACAAUGAUAGUUUAACUAAAUUGAAUUAACAAAUAAAA
This is a messenger RNA of Amphimedon queenslandica, 817 nucleotides long. RefSeq lists its product as uncharacterized. The transcript has 3 exons. The coding region runs from base 3 to 638 and encodes 211 amino acids. The record is from RefSeq and is a predicted model, not a curated record. Lineage: Eukaryota; Metazoa; Porifera; Demospongiae; Haplosclerida; Niphatidae.